UCACUGUCCUGCGAUUGGGUGUGCUAUGUGAUCAUGUGCCUUUCCCCUCCUGUCCUGAAGGUAGCGUUCGCCAGAAUCGAGGGGGAUAAGGUAGUGUGCGCCGCAUACUCUCAUGAGCUCCCCAGGUACGGCGUGAAAGUCGGGCUAACCAACUACGCAGCAGCUUAUUGUACAGGCCUCCUCCUCACUCGCCGGCUGCUGCAGAAAUUUGGCUUGGAUAAACUCUACCAAGGAGAAGUGGAGGUGUCCGGCGCAGAGUUCAAUGUCGAGAGUAUCUCGGGGAAGCCGGCUGUGUUCACCUGUUACCUGGACGCUGGCCUGGCCCGCACCACAACCGGCAACAAGGUGUUUGGAGCCAUGAAGGGAGCAGCUGAUGGUGGCCUGUCUAUCCCGCACAGCACCAAGAGGUUCCCUGGUUACGACUCUGAGAGCAAAGAUUUCACCGCUGAUGUACAUCGCCGGCACAUCUUUGGCCUGAAUGUCUCUGACUACAUGAGGCAGCUGAUGGAGGAAGACGAGGACACGUACAAGAAGCAGUUCUCCCAGUACAUCAAGCAUGGCAUUACCCCUGACAUGAUGGAGAACAUGUACAAAACGGCACACCGAGAGAUCCGAGCCAACCCCACGCGUGAGAAGAAACCCAGGAAGGAGAUGGGGAAACCGAAACGGUGAGUGGAAUGGGGUUUGAUACUCAGUGA
Messenger RNA from Chiloscyllium plagiosum (whitespotted bambooshark), 698 nucleotides. NCBI's taxonomy places the organism in Eukaryota, Metazoa, Chordata, Chondrichthyes, Orectolobiformes, Hemiscylliidae. The record is from RefSeq and is a predicted model, not a curated record.